Molecule: messenger RNA, 2238 nt
Organism: Linum trigynum
Lineage: Eukaryota; Viridiplantae; Streptophyta; Magnoliopsida; Malpighiales; Linaceae
Source: the annotation of a GenBank genome assembly
CGAUCCGGAUGUUGCAAGAAGUCAUUUUUCCCGUAGUGAUUGGAUAAGUAUGGAGCUAAGGGGGUACCAGGCGGGCAAGGCGACCUCGGUACCAAAACCCCUAUAAGGUACCAAGCCGGCCGGCGAGACUGACUUGGUGGCCAGGCAACCGGGGGGGGGGGGGGGGGGGGGGGGGGGGAAGCCAGGUACCAACUAAGAGAGUCAUAAAGAAACUAAGUCUGGGUAUCAAGCCGACAAGACGGACUUGAUAGCCAAACAUCACGGUAUCAAGCCAAACAGCUAUGGAUGGAUCGGCCAGGAUGCAGAGUUCAGCCCUUAUGGGGCCAUAUGGAGACAAAUUCCCAAGACGCCCUUGGUAGCACCUCAACGGGGUACCAAACCGGCAGGGUGCAGCUUACCAACCUGACGAAACUACAAAAAACUAAGUAUGGAUACCAAGCCACCAGGGUGGCAGGGUUGGCUUGGUAGCAAGGGGUGUCAAGUUGAUUACAUUGGCUUGGUGGCAUGCCGGAAGGUAUCAAGCCGAUGAGACGGCUUGGUAACAACCAACAAGUUCAUGAGGAGGGUAUGGUGUCAUUGAGGUGGUAGCGGUCUCAAGAUGACAAGAGUGGGGAGUCAUCAAGCAGUCAAGGUUGAGAUCAAGACCUCGUCAUGGUUCAUGGAGGCUAAGGUAAGAGCCUCAACCCCAUCCAGUUAUGACAGGGCGACAAGGCUCAACACCAACCCGACCCGGCAUCGAGGCCAUCAAGUACCCACCAACCCCAAGACGGGACAAGGGCCUCCAAGGCGAUGGAUAACAACCAGUCAACAAGACGGGUCUAGGAGCUCUAAGGCAAUGGAGGUGAAGACCAAGACAACGGUUACCAAUUGGCGAUCAAGGCAACGAAAAGGGGUCCCUAAGGCGGUUGGAGCAACAAGCCUGCUAGCAGUUACCAAGGCAGUUACUCCUAGUGGCUAUAAAUAGGAGAAACGAAGACAGGAAAAGGGUUCCACAACCAACCAUUUGACACACUAUUUCAAACUUUUAUCUUUUCUCUGCAAAUUAGCCCUAGCCUUAGUUUUCGGAGCUCUCACUGAAUCUCCAUAGGAGUAGGUGUAAUUAACUUAGCUUGUUUCCAAAAAACCAUCAAAAACAUCAAACACCCUCGUUCGAAUAUUGUUCGGAGAGGAGUGAACCGUGUUUAGAAUCGUUGUUCAAGAAGUCAAAGGUGCAUUUAUUGAGUUCAAACACCAGAUUUUCCUCGCCAGAAAACUCCAACACAAAAUUCAUAAACGAAGAAAAUGAUUAGUGGACUCAACCGACACAUUUUUUAUCGAAUGAUUAUAACCUCAGAAUUUAAUCAAAGAGUUCAUAUAUAAUGUGCAACUUUCCUCCCAUGUGUACUCUCCUCCCUUUGCAAAUUAUUGCUCCUUUUUUCCCCUGUUAAUGAUAUAAUAAUAUCAUUUUCACACAUUAUUAAUUGUCAGAUGAAGUUGCAAUAUAUAAACGAAAAGGUAGCGUUGUUAUGAUAGACACAUAUGCAUGUUGGAAGAAUUGGAGGCAAACCAUUAUUAUUACAUUACAUUCCGAACAUACGUAGCAUGGGCAUUUUUCACACAAACGUCUUAUAUAGCUUAUCUUACUAAUAUCUAUACGCAUGAAUAAUGACGGCAAGUGUCCAAAUACAAAUGGAAAUAGAAAAAAUUUAUAUAUAAUUCAUUCACAACAACACACUUAUAUAUAAUUGUACGCAUAAUCGCAAUUCAUCAGAGCUUGGAGGAGGGGGCGUUGCGGGUGUCGGUUGAGAGCUUGAUGAGAUUCCUCCUGAGGAUUUUGCCAGAGGGAUUUUUGGGUAUUGCUGAUAUGAACUCCACUUCUCUUACCUUCUUGUAAGGAGCAACCUGUAGCACCAUCAUUGUUAUUGCAUACACACGUUUUUCAUUCUCCAAGUUAGUAUCCAGAAUGGCUCAAUUAUACAUGGUGGAGGGGUCAACUAAUUACGUAGGGCUUGAAAACGAGUUGCCAGUGCAAAAUAAUGCAUGCAUGGGUCAGGAUAGUUAUUGUGUUUGUGUUUCCCGUGUAUAUAUAUAUAUAGAGACGUAUGGGAAAAAGAAAGUGAUCAAGCAAACAAAGAAAGAAAAAUCUGUUGUCAUUGGUGUUAAAACAAUAAGUCAAAUUAUAAGGUUUUAUUGGAUUCCAAAAAUGAGUAAAAAUACCAAUAAUUUCAUUUGUCGGUUUAAUAAAUUUCCGCUAAUGCA